AUGGCAGCACCGGAGUGUCGGCCAGAUGAUGCGCAGCAUCAAAAGGCUUCGAGGCCUGCGGAUGCGACCGUCAACAUGGACCCGGAAAAGCAGCCUGCUGAUGCCGCAAACCUGUAUUCCAUCUUCACGCCGUGGCAGAAGCGAGGCAUUGUUCUCGGUGCUUCUGUGGCGGCCUUCUUUUCCCCCUUGACAGCUCAAAUCUAUUUACCGGCCUCGACACUAAUAUCAGAGGACCUGGGUGUCAGCGAUACGCAAAUCAACUUGACCAUUACCACUUUUAUGGUCUUUCAAGGCCUUGCCCCCAUGUUCAUCGGAUCUUUGGCCGAUAAUGGUGGCCGACGUCCAGCAUACGUGGUGUGUUUCCUCAUUUACCUCACUGCCAACGUUGGACUUGCCCUCGCUCCCAACUACGAUGCUCUGCUGGGCCUCAGAUGCCUUCAGUCGGCAGGAUCCAGUAGCACUGUGGCUUUGUGCUACGCAGUGGUGGCCGACGUCAUCACAUCCGCCGAGAGGGGACAGUACAUGGCCUUCACGGUCGUGCCCACGGUUUUCGGCCCAGCCAUUGGGCCUCUCGUGGGUGGUCUUCUUUCCCAACACCUUGGUUGGAGAGCCAUAUUCUGGUUCCUGGCCAUAUUCUCCGGAGUGGCAAUGGUCAUCUUUGUCUUCUUUUUCCCAGAGACGUCUGUCUGGCAGGCAGUGCGACUGCGACGUCGGAAGGAACUUGGAAGCAAGGAUCCAAUGGCCGAGGCCGCGCCCGACCAUGCUAGUAGCGCAACUGGGCAGAACAAGAUUCGUUUCAGGACCGUCUUUGGGUCCUUGUUUCUUCUGUUCGAGAAGGAGACUGGUGUGUUGCUCUGGACCAGCAGUGUGGUGUAUAUGGGGUACUACUGCAUCGGAACGGCCAUUCCUAGCCUUUUCGCGGAAAGGUACGACUACGACGGAAUCGAGGUUGGCUUGAUGUACAUCCCUCUGGCUGUCGGCUCCGUCGCCGCAGCGACGAUUGUCGGUCCUCUGUUCAACAGGAACUUCAAACGCCACUGCAUCAAGCGCGGCAUACCCUACCAUCAGGGCCAACAGCAAGACCUGUCCAACAUGCCGAUCGAGCAAGCUCGCAUGGAGAUUGGAGUGCCAUUACUAUGCUUGACUGGGGGGGGCCUUAUCAGUUGGGGUUGGGCGAUGCAUGCAGAAAGUCAUGUUGCUGUACCUUGUGCGCUUAGUUUCGUCCUAGGGGUUGGCUUGAUCGGAUACAACAACACAACAAACAUCCUGCUUGCCGAUGUCCAUCCAGGGAGAGCUGGUACCGCCACGGCGGCAAACAACCUCGCUCGAUGCCUGGUCGGAGCAGGGGCCAGUGCGGCAAUCGUUCCCUUGAUAGACGCCAUUGGUGUCGGGCCGGCAUUCACGCUCGUCGGCUCGUUGUAUUUCGUCGCCAUCAUUCCCGCGUUGAUACUCGUCAAGUGUGGCAUGAAGUGGAGAGCCGAAAGCAAAGGAACAGACGAGAGAGGAAAGCUCGGCAAGGCCAAAGGGCUUGAGUCUGGCGGUGAACAGGUAUCAGAUGACGAGAAAACAGGGCAAUAG
This is a messenger RNA of Ustilaginoidea virens, 1578 nucleotides long. RefSeq lists its product as uncharacterized. Bases 1 to 1578 code for a protein of 525 amino acids. Gene Ontology annotation, molecular function: transmembrane transporter activity. NCBI's taxonomy places the organism in Eukaryota, Fungi, Ascomycota, Sordariomycetes, Hypocreales, Clavicipitaceae. Gene Ontology annotation, biological process: transmembrane transport. The transcript is spliced from 2 exons. The record is from RefSeq and is a predicted model, not a curated record.